AUGGAACCCAAUCCUCAACCCAUCCUUCCGCUACGACUGACUGGAGUCUUUAGAUUAGACAACUUAAUUGCCGGGCGUACGAACGCUUCCAACCCUCUUCGUUAUUACAGCGCUACAAUUCUAGUCACCCAUGAUUCAUUCUUACAGAAGACCAUUCUCGUUGCCGAUGACAUGUUUACGGCUGCCUUGACUACAGGCGUGGCCUACAACAUCAGCGGCAACGUCAUCAAUCGUUUUCACGGCUAUCCUCCAAUCCUAUUUCCAGAUUAUUUGACAUUGCCCCCUAGUCAAGUCUUGUACUAUCGCAAAGGGGAUAUCGCUGACGCCAUUAAUAUCAGGGCGUCCGGUGAAAUAUUGAAAAAGUGUUACCGCGAAGCGUGGCAAGAUUUUUCGAUGACCGUAAAACACGUCGAUUGGGAUCCCUCUGACAUGUGCCAAAUUCCGUUUAUAUGCGAAUACAUCUAUAAAACCUCAGCGGUUAAUAACAUUACGUACGAAGGGAUGAGCAUUGGGGCAACUGUUCACGUGCAGGGAGUUGUCCGAGGCUUCUGCGAGUUGAGGGACACUUGGGUCUUGUCCAAUGUUAGAAAUGAGGUUGAGAAGAAGGUCAACUUGUGUCUCAGCCUAUUGUUCGUGUUGUGUAUCGACGAAAGACAAAAUUUAAGGCGAUGCGGGACGCAAGCCGCGUUGUCGACGACUUCUACGCACGCGAGAUUUAGUUUUGAUUAUUUCAAUCUCGCUCGUCUGAUUAAGUCUCUUCGUCAGCGCUUUGAUAUCCAGACAUCGGUGCAAGACUUUGAUCACCUCGACAUUGUGAGUCGCUGGAUAGGCAGUCUGCAGGAACCAGUCCACUAUCUCGCCAAUGCCAUGAGCGCACGUUCUAUUCAUCAUGCUAUUGAGCCUUACUUUGGCGUGAUCGAGGGCAAUGGUGCACUCGCUGUCCUCGAAUAUGGUCGACAUACUUUGGUCGCUGCCAGCAGCGAUUUGACCAUCGAUUCUAUACGUGUGAUUUGGCCUAAGCAUGGUUUGGGAUUUUUUUGCGGCUAUCAUCAAUGGUAUACCUUCAAGUUCGUGGUGUUGAACAAUGACAUUUGA
Melampsora larici-populina 98AG31 is the source of this 1095-nucleotide messenger RNA. RefSeq lists its product as uncharacterized. NCBI's taxonomy places the organism in Eukaryota, Fungi, Basidiomycota, Pucciniomycetes, Pucciniales, Melampsoraceae. The transcript is spliced from 5 exons. The record is from RefSeq and is a predicted model, not a curated record. Bases 1 to 1095 code for a protein of 364 amino acids.